This is a messenger RNA of Plectropomus leopardus (leopard coralgrouper), 1775 nucleotides long. The record is from RefSeq and is a predicted model, not a curated record. Lineage: Eukaryota; Metazoa; Chordata; Actinopteri; Perciformes; Serranidae.
CAUCUUUGCAACGCGGUAAACUUUAAGAUAAUGAGUCCGAUUUGAGUAAUUUAAAGUGCCCAAACAGAACGAGAAGUUUAUCGCUGAAAAUGUCCACGACGCACCUAAGCUACCCGGCGCCCAACCAGAGCUACCUUUCCACGGCCACCUACGAGAAGACAGACCCCUCGGAGGUGGAGAAGCAAAUCCGCCUGCUGCUUUUCGGCUUGUGCGUAAUUAUCGCAGCUGCUACCUUUGUCGGAGGUGUGUAUUCGCUGCUCUCUCUGCUCCGGAUGAGGAGAAAAACCUCCCUGUGUCUCAUCGUGGCUUCCAUGUCUGUGGACGACCUCCUCAGUGUGGUCCCUCUCUCCCUGUUCAUGCUCCUACAGUGGGAGACAGAUGGAGGUGGAGGGUCGGGCAGCCUGUGCACUUUAUCCGGACUUCUGUACGUGUUCCAGGGUGUUUCUAGCAAUAUGAAGGCUUGCCUUAUAGCAGCCUACACUUUUUAUGUCACCAAGAGAUUUGGAGUGCUUCAAUCUGUCCGCCGGCCACUCAAAGUGAUGUGGGCCAUCGCCGGUGUGUGGGCGGUCAGCCUUGCCGUGAGUGUGUUACCUUUGUGCGGAUGGGGCAGCUUUACGCCAGCCUCUCUCGGGUGUUUCCCGGAGAGCGACGGCUUUUACAUCGUGCUGCUUUUCUCUUUAUAUUCCAUGUGUUUCUGCGGGUUGUUAUUUUUCUUUAUCCCCCUCACCUACCAGCUGCUGUGCUCCAGAGAGCCUCAGAGGACUUUACUGUACCCCAGCUACCUGGAGAUGGCGAGGGGACUGAGCGGCUCCGCGCCCCUCUGUGAUCUUCCGUCCUUUUCCCGGGACAUCCUAAACAAAAGUUUCGGUGUCUACAACGAGCUGAGUCCAAGUUCCUGCGGGACGGAGCUCAGGGACAAAGACGACAGCGGUCUGUCCCCUGUGUCUGUCAGCGGGCAGAGGACAGCUGCUGUGGGGGACACACCAGCUGUGUUUGCACAAAAGCGCUUCUCCAUGAUCCUGGCGGUGGUUCGAGUUAUUUUAUGGAUGCCAAUGAUGACUUUGGUGCUGGUGCGCCAUGCAGUGAAUGCACGCAGCUCAUCCCUGGAGACUCUGAGCUUCUUUCUCACCCUGCUUGCCCCCGCAGUCACUCCAUUAUUUGUGCUAUCUGAGCGCUGGAUCCACAUGCCAUGUGGCUGCUUCAUUAACUGCAAACGGGAUCCAACACAGGAGCCCUCAGUACUGAAAAGAAGAUUUGAGUUCAAUCUUUCCUUCCAACAAGGCUGCGGAGUCUACAAGUUGUCACAUGCCACCAUGUCUCAAAACAGUCCACCCCUUGAGAAGCCAGCCUAUCACAGCCUCUUCAACUGUGACUUCCCUAAUACCCGGCUUGAUGCACUAGAAAGUGGAGGGCUUCCCAGACUGGGGCACGAUUUUGAUUUCAGCACCACCUGCCCAGUGGACAGCUCCUCUCAUGCAGACCUCCUGUUGGAAGCCGUAGCCGGUGGAGGAGAGGCACUGGCUGAUUGUCCUUCACUGCCUCACGAGAACCACGGAGACGAUGAUGACUUCCGCUGCAUCCCCUCUCUGCCCUCUCACCACCGGGAGCAGGAUCACAAUCUCCCUGACACGUCGUCUGUGUUUGAGGGCCCAGAGAGGAGGCUGUCGCACGAAGAGUGUCGGAAAAUUGAGCUGACGGACUGGGAGUGGUGCAGGAGUAAAUCAGAGAGAACACCCAGACAGGUACACCACUCACCAGAGUCUUCAGUUUAUUAG